This is a messenger RNA of Agrilus planipennis (emerald ash borer), 847 nucleotides long. Its product is annotated as nucleoporin GLE1-like. Lineage: Eukaryota; Metazoa; Arthropoda; Insecta; Coleoptera; Buprestidae. The annotation marks the transcript as partial. The transcript has a single exon. The record is from RefSeq and is a predicted model, not a curated record. Gene Ontology annotation, cellular component: cytoplasm; nuclear pore; nuclear pore cytoplasmic filaments. Gene Ontology annotation, molecular function: phospholipid binding; translation initiation factor binding; inositol hexakisphosphate binding. Gene Ontology annotation, biological process: poly(A)+ mRNA export from nucleus; regulation of translational initiation; regulation of translational termination.
GUUGGAGGAACAGAAGUAAUUGCUUCUAAGCAUCCAGAAGGGAUUGCCUUUUGUAUGGAUCUCUUGGCUAAGAAAUUUGUUCUGCAAGGGGAUCUAAUGAUAUCUAGUAAUCCAGAAGCAGCUUUUUGCUAUGCAACAAUAAUACUUUCAUUAUGGAACCAAUUUCCAGAAUUUGGAAAGUUAUUUUUGUUACAUCUUCACAAAGAAUGUAUUUAUUUAAUUCCAUUUUAUCCUCCACGACUUGCAGACCAAACUGACGAAGACUACUAUAAAAGUCUUGGCUACAAUUAUAUUGAUGGAGUUGUAGAAAAACAGGACAAAUUUUUAAAAAGAAUGAUGGGCAUUAUGAGAUUAUAUGCUGCAAUUGUCAUUUCAAAACCAAAAAGUGAUCAGAAAAUUAGUCCUCACAAUAUAGCUUAUGGUUGGAGAUGGUUUUCUGCUUUUUUAAAUUUGGAACCACAAAUUGACAUAACUGCUACCAUGAUCCACAUCUUUCUCGAAGUAGCUGGAUCUACAUUGCAACAAGUGUAUGGAAAGCAAUUUUAUAAAUUAAUGAAUUUCCUUUCCAAAGUUUACAUGCCAAUGCUAAAAAAAUAUGACUCUGGAGGGCCUUUUACCAGGCUUGAGGUUCUAUUGCAUGAUUAUCAGAGGACAGGACAACUUGAAAAACCAAAAGGUUUAUUGCCAACAAAUUUUUGGUAGUUUAUUAGUGUGAUUGUACCUAUAAGAAUUUGUUUUUAAAGUAUUUUGUCAAUUAAUUUGUAAAAAAUUGUAUAUAUCUGCAAAUAAUGUAUUGCUUCCUCUAUGUGACUAAAAAAUGUAAUAUUUGCAUUUUAAUAUAUAUACU